Molecule: messenger RNA, 879 nt
Organism: Mycosarcoma maydis (corn smut)
Lineage: Eukaryota; Fungi; Basidiomycota; Ustilaginomycetes; Ustilaginales
Exons: 1
Coding region: 1-879 (292 amino acids)
Source: RefSeq, a predicted model, not a curated record
AUGGCGCGUCCACGAUCGUCGCUUGCACCAGCCAAAGUCCGCACUCAAGCUCGCAGACGAGCCAUGGUAUCCGACUCGUUCAUCCUCAAGCACUAUACGCUCCUCAACUCGCUCUCUCGCUACGCCGAGGAUGUGGCUCGUUCGCACUCACAACUGCCACGAAAACGUCUGUUCUCGUCAUCAGAGCAAGAAGCACAGAACAAAGCACGCAAGCUCGACCGCCUCAAACAGCGCUAUCCGGUAGGAGAGGUGUGGAACUACUCGUGGCCACUGCCGCUUCCUCAGCUACCAGCACAUUCACAAACACCGAGCGAACGCGUUUUCAAGCUCGUGGAGCACGUGGUGAGAGACACAUUCGACGAGGAUUAUGCCACCUUUCGCUCGCCCCAAUGGGCGAAGCAACAUCGAAUCAGGAAAGACCACUUGGAACGCAUCGUGGUUGAUCCAAACGAGGUGCAUGAAAGCGCUACUGCCGCAAACGCGUUGGUUGAGACAGUGCUAAAUAGGGUGAUUGCUGGCAUCAAAAAGGGUGCCAUAGGCUCUCAGAAGUCGCCAAAUUCAGCCGGCAACAGUGGAUCGCCUGGCAUACGUGUUCACACCUCGUUCGAUGCUACCAGCUCACAGCCGCAGGAAGCUCCUUCUUCUAGCAGCAGCACUCGCAUCGACUCUACCAUUGUCACUGAUCCCGAGCUGGACGACAAGGAGCUAGACAAAGAGAUCAAUGAGGAUGGACAGUAUGCGAUGCACUGGAAAGAGUUGCUCGCUUAUCUCGAAUCAACCGUCGGCAGCUCAAAGACGGCGCAAUGGAGGAAUUGGCACUUGCUCAACGCCAUCGCUAAGACUCGACAACGCUGCGAGCAACUCUUUGGUCACCAAUAG